AUGGCAGAAGAAAGUGUAUUUCGGAAUCUCCUGGAAAUCCUGAUGAGCGCCUCAAGUGAAAUUGAGCAGGCCUGCAAGGGCUCCUGUGAAUUGGUAGAUCUAGACACCUGCCUGCUGCUCAUAGCAGAGUGUUUCAGAUGUCUGAGGAAUGCCUGUGUUGAGUGUGCCAAGAAUCAACAUGUCAUGAGGAACUUGGGUCUCAUCUCUACGUCUGUCCAUUUGAUCAAAUUGCUUAAUGGAAUACAAAUCAAAGAAGAAUUGUUACUGACUGCUCUUCGUUGUAGUCUCCAGUUUCUUGGAAACAUUGCAGCAGGAAAUGGAGAUUCCCAGAAUAGCAUUUGGAAGUGUGCUUUCCCAGAUCUCUUCUUGAAAUGCCUAACGUACAGUGAUGAGAAAAUCGUUGCCUAUUGUUGUAUGGUCCUGUUCACUUGCCUUAAUUCAGAGAAAGUGAGAGAACUACUGGAUCCUGGGAACUUGCCUGUGGUUCUUCAUGUCCUGAAAGUCUACAGAGAGCAGUUGGAGUCUGAGUGGUCGUUCUUGAUUGUUACAGACCAUUUGCUGAAAUGUCCAGUGUUGGUAAAAGCCCUCUAUGCCAAACUGAGCAAUCAAGAAAGAGUUACUUUGUUAGAGCUGAUAAUGGUGGAAGUCAGUCAGAACAACCCAGUUACCAGUGAAGAAAUGAAUGUGUUCAUGAGACAUGCUGACUUCAUUGCAAGCUGUUUCCAAGAGAAAUGUGAAGCUGUGCUCAAGUUAACUUCUGCAGCAGAUGCAGAAGAUGAGGAAGCACUGGUUACAAUUCGUCUUCUUGAUGUUCUUUGUGAAAUGACAUCAAAAAACAGACAGCUAGAACAUCUACAGGCUUUGCCUGGUUUGCUUGAAACAGCCAUAGAUACCCUGAGAUUAACUCAUCUUGCUGGGAAACAGGCUGUAAAUAUUUUCACCGCCACACAUGCUAUGACAGGGCAGGAAGAAAUUUCACAUCCAGCUGUGGGUUUUAAAUCUCAUCUCAUUCGUUUGAUUGGAAAUUUGUGUUACAAAAAUAAGGAAAAUCAAGACAAG
Molecule: messenger RNA, 1059 nt
Organism: Balearica regulorum gibbericeps (East African grey crowned-crane)
Lineage: Eukaryota; Metazoa; Chordata; Aves; Gruiformes; Gruidae
Source: RefSeq, a predicted model, not a curated record